AUGGCUGGAAAUCAACGACAAGCUAUAGUGGACAGUGAUCUAGGAUGGCCGAAUGGUCUGACCAUAGAUUACGAUGAACAGAUGUUAUAUUGGGCUGACGCAAUGAAAGAUCGUAUAGAGAGAUCUAAUAUACAUGGAAUGUACAGAGAGAUAAUAAUACAGACAACUGUACAUCCCUUCUCCUUGACGAUUUAUAAACAGUACAUCUUUUGGACGGAUUGGACGCUCAGAGGUGUUUUCCGCGCGGAGAAACAUACAGGUUCGGAUAUGAAGAUGUUGAUUCAGGGUAUUUCAGCUCGACCAAUGGGAAUAGUUGUUUUCUCUCCAGACAGACAGAAAUGUGAUGAUAAUCCAUGUGCUAAAUUUAACGGGGGUUGUAGUCAUGGAUGUCAUCCGUCGCCGAAAGGAGAACCAGAAUGUUCAUGUCAAGAGGGAAGUGGAUUAGUUCUGGGUAAGGACGGAAAAAUGUGUAUACCAGAGAACCAUAAUUGUACGUCAACACAGUUUGUAUGUGAAAAUGGCCGAUGUUUGAUACAGAGAUGGGUCUGUGAUAUGGAUGAUGACUGUAGAGAUAAUAGUGAUGAGAACCCCAAUCACUGUGCUCUUCACACUUGUGAUCCGACACAUUUUCGUUGUAAUAAUGGCCGCUGUAUUCCUCUCAGAUAUCGUUGUGAUUUCGAUGACGACUGUCGAGAUAAUUCUGAUGAAUUCGAUUGUCCCUACCCUACGUGUGGUCCAGACCAAUUUAGCUGUUUAAAUUUCCGCUGUAUUGAUAAAGGUCAAGUUUGUGACGGGGUUGAUAAUUGUCGAGACGGAAACAAAACAGAUGAAAUGAAUUGUCCUCCGCGAGUUUGUCCCUCCAAUCAAGUGAAAUGUCCUAACACCAAUAUCUGUAUUGUAAGACGGUAUAUGUGUGAUGGAGACGACGACUGCGGAGAUAAUUACGAUGAAAAUCCUCUCUUCUGUAAUCAGGUCACGUGUGCUGCAGGUGAUUUCUACUGUACUGAAACACAUAAAUGUAUUCCUGGAGCUUGGCAUUGUGAUGGAGAAAACGAUUGUGGUUCUAACGAGGAUGAAUCAGAAUACUGCUCGUUUAACAAUCGAACAUGUUUUGGUAACCAGUUUACCUGUGAUAGUGGUAAAUGUAUUUCGUCACGCUGGGUUUGUGACGGUACCGACGAUUGUGGUGAUAACUCUGAUGAAGCCGACACCCUCAAUUGUGAUUAUGCUAGCUGUAGUUCAGGACAGUUUAGCUGUGAUAAUAAAAGAUGUGUACCACAAAGAUGGGUGUGUGAUGGUGAUGAUGACUGUAGAGACAAUUCUGAUGAAAAAGAAAAUGUUUGCCUAACACCAGAACCAACGUGUGCCGGAAAUGAGUUUCGUUGUGACAGUGGAGAUUGUGUAUCUUAUAAUGUCGUCUGCAACAAAAACCCUGAUUGUUCGGACGAAUCUGAUGAAAAACAUUGCCAUAUUGACGAAUGUGAAAAGACAGAGAUUAACCAAUGUGAACACGAAUGCGUCGAUACAUUAACGAGCUUUCACUGUGAAUGUCACACAGGCUAUCGAUUGAUGUCGGACAGAAAGGCGUGUCAAGAUAUCAACGAAUGUACAGACGUGCCAGGGGCUUGUAGUCAGAUCUGCGAGAAUACGGAAGGAAGUUACAAAUGUAAAUGUACAGAAGGUUACCAACGACAAGCAGACGGUAUUUCUUGCAAGAAGAUAGACAAUAUUAAACCAUGGCUAGUAUUCGCUAAUCGUUACUAUGUUAGAGAACUAUCAACAGACGGCCAGAACUACAGAAGAGUCGCCCAAGGGUUUGACAAUGUGGUUGCUCUAGAUUUUGACGUUAAAGAAGAUCGUUUGUAUUUUACGGAUGUCAAGGCUCAUAAGAUUUACCGUAUUUAUCUAAAUGCGUUUAACAAUCGAACAUGUUUUGGUAACCAGUUUACAUGUGAUAGUGGUAAAUGUAUUUCAUCACGCUGGGUUUGCGACGGUACCGACGAUUGUGGUGAUAACUCAGAUGAAGCCGACACCCUCAAUUGUGCUGUGAAAGUCUGCGCUCCAGGACAAUUCCAGUGUAAAAAUAACAACUGUACGUUUGUGUUUCGCGUCUGUGAUUUGCACGACGACUGCGGAGAUGGUAGCGAUGAAGAAAAUUGUAACACAAGACAAUGUGAAUCGUGGCAAUUCAAAUGUAAUAAUUAUAAGUGUAUACCUAAGAAAUGGCAGUGCGAUGGUGAAGACGAUUGCGGGGACGGAUCAGAUGAAUUGUCCCAUUCUUGUGGUAAUUCUACGUGUAGCGUUGGACAGUUUAUGUGUGAUAACAAGCGAUGUAUACCAGCCACGUGGAAAUGUGAUUUCGAUGAUGAUUGUGGUGAUGGCUCUGAUGAAAAAACAUCAUUUAAUUGUGAAUCGCGAUCAUGUUUAACAGGAUGGUGGACCUAA
Molecule: messenger RNA, 2445 nt
Organism: Lottia gigantea (owl limpet)
Lineage: Eukaryota; Metazoa; Mollusca; Gastropoda; Lottiidae
Exons: 17
Coding region: 1-2445 (814 amino acids)
Molecular function (GO): calcium ion binding; protein binding
Source: RefSeq, a predicted model, not a curated record